Molecule: messenger RNA, 1690 nt
Organism: Paramacrobiotus metropolitanus
Lineage: Eukaryota; Metazoa; Tardigrada; Eutardigrada; Parachela; Macrobiotidae
Exons: 2
Coding region: 186-629 (147 amino acids)
Molecular function (GO): ATP binding
Source: RefSeq, a predicted model, not a curated record
AUAACAAGCUCAUACACUACGGAAUAUCAUGAAAAGAAGAUAAAUUAUUGGCAAAAAGUUUGCUAGCACUAUGCAGUCGCAAACUUUGUAACAAGCCUUUUAUAGCCUCUUCAGGUCAACCCUGCUACGUUAAAUUUAAAGCGAUAAUUUACGUCUACUUCCCAUAGCCUUUUUGAGAUUUCUAAAUGGACGCUAUUGCAAUCGAGCCAGAAAUCUAUGGAAAAACCUGUCGAUACCUGUACGAUAUGCAUGAUCCGCGUCAGCGUAUCGGACAGGGCGGCUUUGGCUCCGUGUGCAAAGCGACUAUCACGGAUUACGGCAAUUAUGUCGGGGACGGUGUAUUGGCCGUCAAGGUUAUCUACCCCAGAAGGGACGCCUAUGCGGACGAAGUGGCCAAAAACAAAAUGCGCAGUCGAUUUCAAAAGCUGCUGGAGAUCAGCAACGAGCACAUCGCCACGUAUCAACAGGUUAUUAUCGAUUUCACAACAUUCGGCGACACCUUUACCGUGAAAUUGCUCAUGGAUUUCUAUAUAGCGAAGGCGACUUGGCUCAUCGCUUGCAAACAUUGCGCCACGAAAAUCAGCUGUGGCACACCGGCACCCGACUGGUACCGAUGCCCUUUGACCUGAAAACUGCGGCGGACUACGUAUUUCAGAUUAGCGAAGGCCUAGCGUUUCUGCAUUCCAUCGGCAUUAUUCACGGUGAUCUGAAGCCUGGAAAUAUAUUUAUCCGGACAGUAGCACAAAAUACUACUAGCCGCGAAGUACUGGUCAUCGGCGACCUGGAUGACUUUGUCCAGAUGAAGGCUAACAUCACCUCAACAGGCGACUUUAGUGCUCAUCACACUCCGGGCAGUCUCCGUUGCAUGUCACCCGAACUGCACCGCCGAUCGGCCACGGAAGUUUUCAACGAUAAAACGGGACGGAAAACCGAUAUCUGGAGUCUGGGAUGCAUUAUCCUGGAGAUGAUUAAUUGCAUUAUGGGCACGAAUCACUUAUGGUUGUGCAAUAAAGCCCAUCCGCCUGACCGGAAGCGGGGUGAUAAUAUUGAUGAGCGCCCUUAUGCAGUCCUGAUGUCGAAAGGCUAUCUGCCCGAAGUACCCUUUGCUGCACCGUCCCCAUUGGCGGAGUGUGCUCGCCGCUGUCUAUGUGAGGACAGCAGGGUUAGGAUCAGCGCUGCAGACGUGGUUCAGAUGCUGCGCAACGGCCAGGAAGAGAUCGCGCAAGCUACGGAGCUAGCGGGAACGCCUUCCGGGCAUCGCAUAGCCGGUCGUAUAAUGGGAGCGAUACUGAUGUUUCUGUUAGUAUCGGCUCUGGUUAUUAUGAUGUGUGUAGGGCCUGGCCGAUUCUAGAAGUGGGAAUCUUGGUGGUAGCGAAGUAAAUACGCAACAUUGACAAUUGAUUACUACAAGAUAUAGCCUAUAUAUCCUCAGGGUGUUUUCGCAUUUUAAUCGCUGUAAUCUGAAUUUCAGAAGCACAAGUUGCCCGCUUUUGUCUAAGUCAAAAUACUUCUUUUUAGUGCUACAGCGCAGCCGUGUUUUGCAUUAAUUUAUUCAGACAAAAUGAAUUAGGGGAAGGGUGGCCGAGCUCUGUAAUCUACGAGUACGUAUACUCGUACCGCUCAGUAGCCAUCUGAAUCCCCCGCCGUGAAUUUUGUUGCUCCAUUUUUUCUUCAGCGUUUUCCAACAAGA